UUUCAUCAUGGCUGCUGAUAUCUCAUGGGACGAAAUAAAGAAGGAAAACGUUGAUCUUGAGAAAAUUCCGGUGGACGAAGUGUUCCAACAGCUGAAAUGUUCACGGGAAGGUUUGUCAUCAGAGGAAGGAAGAAACAGACUCCAAAUAUUUGGGGCAAACAAGCUAGAAGAGAAAGAAGAUAACAAAUUUCUAAAGUUCUUAGGUUUUAUGUGGAACCCUCUCUCAUGGGUAAUGGAAGCUGCGGCAAUCAUGGCAAUUGUGUUGGCAAACGGUGGUGGAAGGCCACCGGAUUGGCAAGACUUUGUUGGUAUCACAUGUUUGCUCAUCAUAAACUCGACCAUCAGUUUUAUCGAGGAGAACAAUGCGGGUAAUGCAGCAGCAGCUCUCAUGGCCAAUCUUGCACCUAAAACAAAGGUAUUAAGAGAUGGGAGAUGGGGAGAGCAAGAAGCUGCGAUCCUUGUUCCGGGUGACUUAAUCAGCAUUAAGUUGGGUGAUAUUGUUCCCGCGGAUGCUCGUCUUCUUGAAGGUGAUCCUCUUAAGAUUGACCAAUCUGCUCUUACCGGUGAAUCUCUCCCAGCUACUAAACACCCGGGAGACGAGGUCUUCUCUGGAUCCACUUGCAAACAAGGUGAGAUUGAGGCUGUUGUCAUUGCUACUGGAGUGCAUACCUUCUUUGGGAAGGCAGCUCAUCUUGUUGACAGUACUAACAAUGUUGGCCACUUUCAAAAGGUCUUAACCGCCAUUGGUAAUUUCUGUAUCUGUUCAAUCGGAAUAGGAAUGUUGAUUGAGGUAAUUAUAAUGUAUCCGAUCCAACAUCGGAAAUAUAGAGAUGGAAUCGACAAUCUUCUUGUGCUUCUCAUCGGUGGAAUCCCAAUUGCGAUGCCCACUGUAUUGUCCGUGACAAUGGCUAUUGGAUCACAUAGGUUAUCUCAACAAGGUGCCAUCACCAAACGAAUGACCGCCAUCGAAGAAAUGGCGGGUAUGGACGUUCUUUGCAGCGACAAAACCGGGACUCUAACUCUCAACAAACUUACAGUUGACAAGAACUUGAUAGAGGUAUUCCCCAAAGAUGUAGACAAGGAUACUGUAAUACUACUUUCAGCUAGGGCUUCAAGAAUAGAGAACCAAGAUGCAAUUGAUACGUCCAUUGUUAACAUGUUGGGUGAUCCAAAAGAGGCAAGAGCUGGAAUAACUGAAGUGCAUUUCUUGCCAUUCAAUCCAGUAGAAAAGCGAACCGCGAUCACUUACAUUGAUAGCAAUGGAGAGUGGCAUAGAUGCAGCAAAGGUGCUCCCGAGCAGAUAAUUGAACUCUGUGACCUUAAAGGAGAAACAAAGAGACGAUCACAUGAGAUCAUUGACAAGUUCGCUGAGCGUGGACUUCGUUCACUCGGGGUUGCACGACAGAAGGUUCCUGAGAAGGACAAAGAAAGCGCAGGAACACCGUGGGAGUUUGUUGGUCUCUUGCCUCUCUUUGACCCUCCAAGACAUGACAGUGCAGAAACCAUUAGACGAGCUCUUGAUCUUGGUGUGAAUGUUAAAAUGAUCACUGGAGACCAAUUGGCUAUUGGUAAAGAGACAGGUCGUAGGCUUGGAAUGGGAACAAACAUGUAUCCUUCCUCUUCUUUGCUUGAAAACAAAGAUGACACCACGGGAGGAGUUCCUGUCGAUGAGCUCAUCGAGAAGGCUGAUGGAUUCGCUGGAGUCUUUCCCGAGCACAAGUAUGAGAUUGUAAGGAAACUCCAAGAAAGGAAACAUAUUGUUGGUAUGACUGGGGAUGGUGUCAACGAUGCUCCAGCGCUGAAAAAGGCAGAUAUCGGUAUAGCAGUGGAUGAUGCAACUGAUGCUGCAAGAAGCGCCUCAGAUAUAGUCUUGACAGAGCCAGGUCUUAGUGUUAUAGUUAGCGCUGUGCUCACUAGUCGAGCUAUCUUUCAAAGAAUGAAGAACUACACAAUCUAUGCAGUCUCCAUUACCAUCCGUAUAGUCUUAGGCUUCAUGCUUGUUGCUCUUAUUUGGGAGUUUGACUUUUCUCCUUUCAUGGUUCUCAUUAUUGCAAUCCUAAAUGAUGGAACCAUCAUGACCAUUUCCAAGGAUAGAGUCAAGCCUUCUCCAAUUCCUGAUUCAUGGAAACUUAAGGAGAUCUUUGCUACUGGUGUUGUUCUUGGAACGUACAUGGCUCUCGUCACCGUUGUCUUCUUCUGGCUAGCUCAUGACACAACCUUCUUCUCGGAUAAAUUUGGAGUGAGGUCAUUACAAGGCAAAAACGAAGAGUUAAUAGCAGUUUUGUAUUUGCAAGUCAGUAUAAUUAGUCAGGCUCUAAUCUUUGUCACUCGAUCAAGGAGCUGGUCCUUUGUUGAACGCCCUGGACUUCUUCUUCUUAUCGCUUUCUUUGUUGCCCAACUAAUUGCAACCUUAAUAGCUGCAUAUGCACAUUGGGAAUUCGCGAGAAUCAAAGGAUGCGGAUGGGGAUGGUGUGGAGUCAUUUGGAUUUACAGUAUCGUCACGUACAUUCCUCUUGAUAUCCUCAAGUUUAUCACUCGAUAUACCCUUAGUGGCAAAGCAUGGAACAACAUGAUUGAAAAUAGGACCGCAUUCACAACCAAGAAAGACUACGGUAGGGGAGAAAGAGAGGCUCAAUGGGCUCUAGCUCAACGUACACUUCACGGACUUAAACCACCGGAGUCAAUGUUUGAAGACACGGCAACGUACACUGAGCUCUCUGAGAUCGCUGAACAAGCCAAGAAACGUGCAGAAGUUGCUAGGCUAAGAGAAGUGCACACUCUCAAAGGCCACGUUGAGUCAGUAGUGAAGCUCAAGGGUCUUGACAUUGACAAUCUCAACCAACACUACACCGUCUAAGCCAAACUACAAGGACGUUCAAUUAUUUGACCGGGGACACAUGACGACGAUCUAAGCAAUAAAGUUGGAGAACAUGAAAUGAUAAAGAUAAAAAGAAGAAAAAAAGAAAGUUUCGAUUUGGAUUCUCCUUCAGUUUCAAUUUCGUUUUUCUUGGUGAAGACAUGAUAUAAUCAGUGGAACGCUUGAUAACAUGCGAAAAAGCAAAAAAAGAAUAAGAAGAAGAUGGUAGGAUGGAUCAAUGAGAUGGAAUAAAGGAAAGAGAAAGACCUAUCGUCAUGUGAUACAGCUCGUAUUUGUUACUUAUUAGUAAAACAAUAUUUGUUUUUUUUUUUGU
This is a messenger RNA of Capsella rubella, 3191 nucleotides long. Its product is annotated as ATPase 6, plasma membrane-type. Lineage: Eukaryota; Viridiplantae; Streptophyta; Magnoliopsida; Brassicales; Brassicaceae. Gene Ontology annotation, molecular function: ATP binding; ATP hydrolysis activity; P-type proton-exporting transporter activity. The coding region runs from base 8 to 2857 and encodes 949 amino acids. The record is from RefSeq and is a predicted model, not a curated record. The transcript has 9 exons. Gene Ontology annotation, biological process: proton export across plasma membrane; regulation of intracellular pH. Gene Ontology annotation, cellular component: plasma membrane.